UAAAAGGGCUUGACAAUGACACUGCAACAAGAGCAAAAUGUGAAAUGCAUGAUUGGCCGGCAAGGGAAUGUAAAUGUGUCUUGGCUAGCUACAGUAUUGGCCUUAAGUGCACCCCUGUCCAAGCAAACCAUACAGUUCUUCUGUCUUAUUCCCCUCCCUCCCAUUCUCUCACCUGUACAUGAGCUACACCCACUUUUCCAAAUGGGGUGGCUGCAAUCCCUCCUCUCUCCAUUGAAGAAGCUGUGGUUUCGUCUACAUUCAACUCCAAAGAAGAGAAGAGGGAUAUACAUUCUGUAUGAGGAUGUAAAAUCCUGCCAAUAUGAAGAUGUGCACGUCCUAUGGUCAAUACUAGUGGAGUCACAGACACCUUCCUUGCCAUCAAAACAUUGAAGUCGUAUACACCAACAAAAAAAAUUCCCAAGAAACUGAGAGAUGUCCACUCAUGUACAUAAGUAUUUAUCUUGUUUUAUAAUCUUUUGAAAGGAUUUUUGGUUUUCUAGUUUGCUUCUUGAGUUUCUUGUCAUCUGGGAUAUACAUCAGAGCAUAGCUUUUCCUCAAAAUUCGUGUUCUUUUUCUUUUUUUCUUUAAACUUUAUGCAGAUGGUUUGCACCAACUCUGAAUUAAAAGGCAAUGGGUGAAAGAAGGCUCUAUUUCUCUUCAAUUUGCUCUGUUAUUUUUCCCCCCGUCAGUUUCCAGCAGUUGGGUGUAGCAGUUUAUUUCUUCUUUUCUUAUCAACCUGAAGUUGACUCGCGAAAACUAUAGAAUGGAUGGAGUAACCUCCAUGAUGUUCAUGUCUUUAAUUAAUUCUUCCACAAAUAUUAUUAGCUAUACGCAA
Populus nigra (black poplar) is the source of this 835-nucleotide messenger RNA. RefSeq lists its product as uncharacterized. The coding region runs from base 16 to 390 and encodes 124 amino acids. NCBI's taxonomy places the organism in Eukaryota, Viridiplantae, Streptophyta, Magnoliopsida, Malpighiales, Salicaceae. The transcript is spliced from 2 exons. The record is from RefSeq and is a predicted model, not a curated record.